Molecule: messenger RNA, 2610 nt
Organism: Dicentrarchus labrax (European seabass)
Lineage: Eukaryota; Metazoa; Chordata; Actinopteri; Moronidae
Product: AP-2 complex subunit mu-A
Exons: 13
Coding region: 218-1546 (442 amino acids)
Biological process (GO): clathrin-dependent endocytosis; intracellular protein transport
Cellular component (GO): cytoplasmic vesicle; AP-2 adaptor complex
Molecular function (GO): clathrin-cargo adaptor activity
Source: RefSeq, a predicted model, not a curated record
CGGAACGGUUGUGCGUAAGGACGGCGGGUCAGCUGACAGCUAUCAGAGGACCAGGAGGAAGGAGCGGAAUUAGCGGGUGUGUGAACUGGGAAGCCGCUGGAUCCUGAUAUAGGCUAUAUCCAAGCCAAACGGGGAGCGAAAGACUGGUGGCGUUCGUGAGAGAACUCGGGCGGGGUUUGGUUUCACCAUGGCCAGUUGGGACUGAGAAGCAGCCACAAUGAUUGGAGGAUUGUUCAUAUACAACCACAAGGGGGAGGUCCUCAUCUCCCGGGUCUACCGAGAUGACAUUGGGCGUAAUGCGGUGGAUGCGUUCCGUGUGAACGUGAUUCACGCCCGGCAGCAGGUUCGAUCCCCGGUGACCAACAUUGCACGCACCAGCUUCUUUCAUGUCAAGCGCUCCAACAUCUGGUUGGCGGCGGUCACCAAGCAGAAUGUCAACGCCGCCAUGGUGUUCGAGUUCCUCUACAAGAUGUGUGACGUCAUGACGGCCUACUUUGGCAAGAUCAGCGAGGAGAACAUCAAGAACAACUUUGUGCUCAUCUACGAGCUGCUGGACGAGAUCCUGGACUUUGGCUACCCCCAGAACUCAGAGACAGGAGCUCUGAAGACCUUCAUCACCCAGCAGGGCAUUAAGGGACAGCACCAGACAAAAGAGGAGCAGUCUCAGAUCACCAGCCAGGUGACGGGGCAGAUCGGCUGGCGUCGCGAGGGCAUCAAGUAUCGCCGCAAUGAGCUUUUCCUGGAUGUACUGGAGAGCGUCAACCUGCUCAUGUCACCUCAAGGCCAGGUCCUGAGCGCGCACGUGUCGGGCCGAGUAGUUAUGAAGAGCUACCUGAGUGGAAUGCCCGAGUGCAAAUUUGGCAUGAACGACAAGAUUGUCAUCGACAAGCAGGGCAAGGGAGGAGCCUCUGACGAAGCAGGAAAGAGUGAUUUAGGGGGAGGAAGUGGGAAGCAGUCCAUAGCCAUCGACGACUGCACUUUUCACCAGUGUGUGCGCCUCAGUAAGUUUGACUCAGAGCGUAGCAUCAGCUUCAUCCCCCCUGAUGGAGAGUAUGAGCUCAUGAGGUAUCGCACCACUAAAGACAUCAUCCUGCCGUUCCGAGUUAUUCCUCUGGUCAGGGAGGUUGGACGCACUAAACUGGAGGUCAAGGUGGUCAUCAAGUCCAACUUCAAACCCUCGCUGCUGGCCCAAAAGAUCGAGGUGCGUAUCCCAACACCCCUCAACACCAGCGGUGUGCAGGUGAUUUGUAUGAAGGGAAAAGCCAAGUAUAAGGCCAGUGAGAACGCCAUUGUCUGGAAGAUCAAACGCAUGGCUGGGAUGAAGGAGUCUCAGAUCAGCGCUGAGAUCGAGCUGCUGCCGACCAACGAUAAGAAGAAAUGGGCCAGGCCUCCCAUCUCUAUGAACUUUGAGGUUCCUUUUGCUCCCUCCGGUCUGAAGGUGCGUUACUUGAAGGUGUUUGAGUCUAAGCUCAACUACAGUGACCACGAUGUCAUAAAAUGGGUGCGGUACAUCGGCCGCUCCGGCAUCUACGAAACGCGCUGCUAAAGUUCAACCCCACCAGGCAGCGAACUGACCACUUCUCCUCCCAUCUAUCUUGUUAAGAUUUUUUUCUUCUGCCCCCUUCCUACUUUGUCUCUCUCUCUCUUCCUCCCCUCAAACCUUAUAGCUUCUCUCAUACACCCCUCUCCCCCUCCACCACCCUCACCCCUUCCUAACUAGGUGUUGGAGAUUGAAUUUACAUCGUUUAAAAAAAAGUAAAUAUGAUAUAAUGCACAGAUAUAUGCAAAAUGUGAACCAUUGUAUCGUAUAUAUCUCGUAGUGAUGAGUAAACCUGUAAACCAACUGGUGUCCGAAAGAAAAAGACAAGCGAUGCAGGUAGGGACCAGGGGGAGAGGACUGGAAGCACCUUUUGGUGUCUUUUUAAAGGGUGCCCUGUCGUGUUUAUUCAGUGUUAUUGUUCCACUAUCUUCUCUCCAGUUACUUUUAGAAGCCCCACAAAUCCUCAAGUAAUCACUGGUAAGAUGAUUUGUAGCUGUUGUGGUUUAAAAUGAAUCCUGAUAUAGUUCCUGUGUGUGAACCUCUGUCUCAGUAGAGUCUACCCUUUAAAUUGAGAUGCAUUUUCUGAUUCUGUAUUGUGGACUGAUUGAUAUUUCAUCUGUGUUUUUGGUCAUUUGGAUCAAAAGUCUCAUUUCAACGUCUCUUACGGGUAGUUAGGAAAGAGAAGGAAUUGAUAGUGACCGAGCUGUUUUUGUACUUUUCUGGAGAGUGUAUUGUUUCUUCUUCCCCCCGCUAUUCUUCCACCAUUAGAUUUACCAGCAUUCAGUGAGCUAAGGUCAAAGUAAAGUUAAAAACAUAGGGGAAACAUUCCAGAUAAUUUUGAGGUUUGACCAUCAUCCCGAUAAGCUAGAACGUGACCUACAUUUCCUGUUUCUUAAGCACUGAGUCACACUAGUUUGAUUCAAAGAUGCUCUUGGGAAAUCUGGCACUGGGAGUGUUUGCAGUGAGGUGAGGUGAGGUCUCCCCCUGGUGUUUGCCUCAUCACUGUCUGCUUCUUCAUGUUUGUAGCCCUGGUGACCGUUCUGUCCAAUAAAAUCUGACUAUGUAACCAA